Molecule: messenger RNA, 1899 nt
Organism: Arctia plantaginis
Lineage: Eukaryota; Metazoa; Arthropoda; Insecta; Lepidoptera; Erebidae
Source: the annotation of a GenBank genome assembly
AUGAGAAGCAUAUUUUUGAUCGAAAUUUUCUUUUACCUGAGUAAUGCGCAGUCAACUCGGCCCACCAUGAUAGCUGAUGUUAUUGAAUAUUUUCACAAACCUUCAACUGUAAUAGCGAAAAUUUGCUGGGCCCCUUGUCAAACAGUUGAAUUUAACAAGAUUAUUUCGGAUAGAAAUAUACAGACUAAUACAGCAGGUGCAACAAAUGUAACUGACAAGCAAUUGUAUUAUAUAGAAGAAGAUUUAAUAUUUCUAGCCGAUCUUAAUUGUCCUGACAUCGUCGAUUAUUUUGAGGAGAAUGCCGCAAGGAGCUAUUUCCGAGCGCCAUUUCGUUGGCUUCUUAUCGGAGAUGUGGACGAAAAUGUGUACGAUAUGGUGCCUAAUUUAGUUGCAAGUGUUGAUAUUUUACCUGAUUCACAGGUUAUUAUCAUAUCGAAAAAUAAUGACACUCAUUAUUUGAAUUACAUUUACAAAACAGGUACAAAUAGCUCUUGGAAAACUGAACACUAUGGAACGUGGGACGAAAGAAACGGCUUUCAAAUAUAUGACACCUUCUUUGAAACCACAUCUUUAAGACGCCUCGACUUAGAUCGAUACGAAAUAAGCAUUUGUUAUGUUCUCACAAAUAACGAGAGCAUUAACCAUUUGAGCGAUGGAAUAGAUGAUCACAUUGAUACGAUUACGAAAGUGAAUUUCCCUACAACUAACCAUUUGCUGGAUUUCCUCAACGCUACAAGAAAAUAUAUUUUUGCUGAGACCUGGGGUUAUCGCGUCAACGGUACUUGGAAUGGAAUGACGGGCCAUUUGGUCAGAGGAGAAGUUGAAAUUGGAGGAUCUCCUAUGUUCUUUACUUUUGAACGAAUAUCCAUCGUGGACUACAUCGCAAGCCCAACUCCAACCCGCUCUAAGUUCGUAUUCCAACAACCAAAGCUCUCAUAUGAAAAUAAUCUGUUCCUACUACCAUUCAAUACGACUGUAUGGUACAGCACCGUAGCCUUAGUAUGUACAAUUUAUUUCGUUUUGUUUCUUGUGGCGAAAUGGGAAUGGAGAAAAAUGAGUCAUGCUGUUGAAACAAGAGAAACAAAUUCUGGCAUUCUAAGAGCCAAUGCUGUUGAUAUUAUUAUACUAAUGUUUGGAGCUGCAUGUCAACAAGGAAGUCCUUGCGAACUAAAAGGAUCUCUUGGUCGAGUGGUAAUGCUGGUGUUGUUCCUUUCACUAAUGUUCCUCUACACUUCAUACUCAGCAAAUAUUGUGGCGCUACUGCAAUCCAGUUCUUCGCAUAUUAAAACUUUGGAUGAUUUACUUCAUUCCAGGCUUAAAUUUGGUGUACAUGAUACUGUUUUUAACAGAUAUUACUUCUCGACCACUACUGAACCUACUCGAAAAGCAAUAUAUGAGAAGAAAGUUGCACCACCCGGAACUUCACUAGGCUUCAUGACUAUGGAUGAAGGAGUCAUAAGAAUGGGAAAGGGAUUGUUUGCAUUUCACAUGGAAACUGGUGUAGGAUACAAGUUUGUGGGCAAAUAUUUCAGCGAAGGACAAAAAUGCGGCCUUCAAGAAAUACAGUACCUACAAGUCAUUGAUCCAUGGUUGGCUGUGAGGAAGGACUCACCAUAUAAGGAGAUGUUCAAGAUUGGAAUGAAACGUAUACAAGAACAUGGUUUACAGUACCGAGAAAAUCGUCUAAUGUAUGAGAAACGACCAAAAUGUGCUGGCGGCGGCUCGAACUUCGUAUCAGUCAGCAUGGUGGAUUGUUAUCCUGCUUUACUUAUUUUAUCAUAUGGCGCUUUAUUAGCUCUAAUUCUACUUGGCUUUGAGAAUUUACUUUACAAGAGACACCAGAUGAUUCAAAAUUUACGUUGCUUGCACGAUAAAAGCAAUGAAGAUGUUAUAAAUUAG